CAGAGGCAGAGAGAGUCCCUCAAGACAAGAGGAGAUGACCACCGUAGUGCCGCCGCUGAUUCCGUUGGCCGCACCGGCCGUCUUCUCAGCCUUUCCGAAUGUGCAUGUCAUACGAGGAAGCAAGAGAAACAAUAAGACAUCGAGGGUCGUAUUUGGAUAUAACUGGGAUGCAGCGCCUGUAUCAAGCAGCUGGAGUUCACAAGAGCAUUGUCGGGAGCUGCAUUCUGUCUCCUCUAAAGGAAUGCCAAUCUCCCACAUUUCUGCUUCAUCUUCUGUUUUCUUGAGUGGGGAUCAAGGUGGUCUAUCUGGAGGAACUCCCAGGUUAUCGAAUAAGCGCAGAUCUUUGAUGCGGCCACAAGCAUGCACGAGCAGUUCAGACAGCCUACACUACCCUGCACUGACCGAGAAGCCAGAAUGGUGGUGGAGGACUUUGGCAUCAAUCCCCUAUUUAAUAUCUUUACAGAUUUCUGAUACAGGGUUCUUUGUCCAACCCUUGCUAAGCCAUUAUGACAAAUUCGAGGAUCUGAUUUAUUACAUACCGGGUGGCGUUAAGAGGUGGUCAAUGUGGUUUCCCAUGCUAUAUUGCUACGUCACUUUCAUUGGAGUGGUGAAGAAGAAAGAAUGGCCUCACUUCUUCCGAUAUCAUGUGAUCAUGGCCAUGUUAUUGGAAACAGCCCUUCAAGUGGUCUGGCACACGAGCAAUUUCAUGCCGCUCAUUCACUUCAACGGGACUUUUGGGAUGUACUAUUGGGCAGCUGUGGCGUUCAUUUACAUUUUUAUCUCGUUGGAAUGCAUAAGGUGUGCUCUUGGUGGAAAGUACGUAAAAAUCCCAUUUAUUAGCGAGUCUGCAUUAAUCCAUACUCUGUACCAUGUAGGAGGUUUCUACAGGCCUUUCUAAGGUGUGGCAUUGUCCUAUUACUAGUUGUUGUG
Molecule: messenger RNA, 930 nt
Organism: Morus notabilis
Lineage: Eukaryota; Viridiplantae; Streptophyta; Magnoliopsida; Rosales; Moraceae
Product: protein TIC 20-IV, chloroplastic
Exons: 3
Coding region: 35-898 (287 amino acids)
Source: RefSeq, a predicted model, not a curated record